CUGAAAUCUAUUGGAUUUUAAAUGACUGGGAAUUUCAACUCAAGGUCAGCCUUCUGAUCACCUGUUCGUGUUUAUGGAUGUAGUCCGUCCUAGUCCACACAGAAUCACAAGAAAAAGUUUACUUCAAGUGGCUGAAUUAGUAAUAAAGUCGCAAAUCGAGUCUUCCGUCCAUCGAAUACCAGAUGAAAGUUUCCCGGACGUUCAGAAUUUUCUUGCAGUUUUAGAAAAUUUAUUCUACCAUGGUUUAAAACGUAGGUCUUUGGAUUUCGUAAUGCUCAGCUCACAAUUUUCUGGUUGGGAAGAAAGUCUCAAAGCACCCUUGGUGUCUCAUACUUCAAUUAUCUAAUUUACCCAGUUUUUCACAUACGUCUUCAGUGAAACUUCUUGAUCAUCUCAAGAGUGAUUUUUCAAAGGUAUCAGCUUCUUUAAUCUUGCAACGUUCCAGCUUCGGGCUUGGAUCAAACUGUCUAUUGUUAGGUGUUGUCUGCACUCUGCAAUGCUAGAUUUAGUUCACCUGAAGCCCAAUUUGACGAAAUAUUAUUCCCGGGAUGCUAUCUUCCGUUCGGAAGAAAUAUUUAAUCUAAUUGAUUCUCUCGUAGGAUUGGAAAAUGUACAGUUUAAUUUGGACUUUAAAACUGAACUCGUGGAAUAUUCCUAUUGUGUUCCUCCAAUUGAUUUCUCACCUUUUCUUUUGUUCAAGCAGAGUUUAGAAACAAAACUUAGUGCAAUUUGUGAGUGUCGAAACGAGAAUACUGAGGAUAGGAAAUCGAGAUGUAUGUGGCGCCAUGGAUUUGAGAAAUUAAAACAAAAUCAGGUUUAUUCCUUAGAACAACUGCAUUAUCAUGAAGAAUUGAUUCAAAAACAGUUUACCCAGUUAAAUAAAUAUAAAGAACAAUUAAACUGUUAUAAAGAGACGACUGCGAGUCUGGAAAGUUACAUUUUGGAAUUACAAGUUAAGUUAACACUUACUCAUGAACAAUAUGACCAAGAGUUAAAACGUUUAGGUGUUAAUCAGUCAAGAUUAACGGCUCCAACAUUUCGUAAUAUUCCAAAUCGAUUUCAACAAAUACAUGAUAUCAAUGAAAAACCUUCAAAAAUCUCAUCAUUUCUAAAUUCAUCAGUAAAGCUCAUUCAUAAUGAAACUUGCGCUAGUGCUAGUACCAGCUAUCAAAUGCCAUCAAUCUUAUCAGUAGAUCAAGGUAUUGAUGCAUUAAGCUUGGAAGAUUCUUCAAAUCCUGAAAUAGAUAGCAAUAAUAAUCACUCAACAUCACUUGUCGAGCAUAUUCCCAGUGAAUCGAAAAGAUAUCGUUCAGUUAAAUUUACCGAAUCUAAUUCACAUAUGAAAAAAAUCGAUCAAGAUUCAUGCGUUUUGCCUAUGGAUGUAUCAAAUAGAAAGUCGAAUUCGAAACGUCUUCCUUUACCUAUAAGAGCACGUUCUAAUUCUCCAACUAAUACUACUACUACUAAUAGUAGUAGUUAUCCUAGUUCAAUAAGUGAAUCAUCUCAGCAAAAAUAUAAUAAAUCAAAGAGUCCAUUAAAAUCAAAAAAUUCUGGUCAAACUUUUCAUCAAAAAUCAAAAAUGCUUGUUAGUGUUCAAGAAAUACCAUCUGAACGUUUCAUCCUGCCGGAUAAUUCAUAUUCUACUGUAUCUUUUCCUAAUAAUAGUUCACCAAAAACUCUCGAGAGUAUGACAGUUGUUGUAAAACCAAGAAGUCAUAGCUUAUUCUCUUGUUAGUAAGUUAUAUCAUUUCACUAAUCUUUUGUUUCAUAAUAUAUUCUUUUGUAAAGCGAUAUAUUUUGUAUUCAAACGCUUAAAUACUGACUUUCUAACCUCUUUCUAGUCUUCAUGAGUCUCUUACUCGUGAGCAUUUACUUCCAAGACAAGGUUAAUCACAUUAUUAUACGUGAAGUUGAGCUUUUAAAAGCUUCUGUAACACAUGCUAAGAUCGAUACACAAAUUCAUAUUUGUGUCGAGUCAAAUACUGGUAUCACAAUCUGUGGUUUUCUAGAGUUCUCUUGAGGGUUUCUGAAGGACGCUGUUUGGUUGAAUUGUCUUUGUCAUUUGUGUUAUAACAUAUGACUUUUUUGUCGGUUAUACUUGUCUACUAUUUUAUUUAUUUAUUUAAACACAUAAACAUUGGUACAAGGAGGCACCAAAUCUAUAUGCGCCACACGUCGUCAUUCGAUUUGUGCGAGGGCUGGAAUACUACCCGUGAACCCGAACUGAACACAGAUGAUUUUCUUAGAGGGCUACCAUCCGGUCAUUUAGUCUAGAAGUCUAAUCCACAUGGCAGUGGAGCGACGUUAAGAGAUGCAGUUCCAUAAUAUCCGGUGGCCAACAAUAUGUCUGUACGUCUUUUUCUCCCUGAGGAUCCUGGAACCUAUGUGCACUAUUGGUUUGGAACCAGGGUUUUCCAACUAUCUCACAUGAAUCCUGCACAUUCACCAAACUGGUUAAGGUGCAAGACAUUCGCUUUCCGUUCUUUCAGUUCUUAGACAACACCCCUACCACGAGAAGGUAGUGAGUAUGACUUCCCUGACAGUGACUGUAUAUGCUAGAGCAUUUCGAGAGGGAGAGUCGACUCUCUACACCCUGGGCCGUAUAAGGGUAUCUGGGUUCAAAUAAAUAAACUUGGGUCUAAAUAUUUAUCUUGACUUGCUCUAAAAUUUCUUUAUCGAAUCUUCAGUUGUUUUAAUGUUACAUAAAAGUUUUUAUCAAAUAUUCAAAUGUCACUCAUUAAGAAGUUUUCCUUAUAUCAACAGUCCAUGAAAUUAAUAUUAUACCUCAGAAUAUAGCCCAUUAUUCUCCGACAUUUAGAUACAUUAGUGAUCGUAUAGUAACCACUACAGUACACUUGGUUGUCGAUUAAAAUGAUGAUGAUCUCGUGUGAACACUAUGAAUCAAAUUUUACACUCACAUUUAUUUAUUUUCAUUAGUUCUAUUAUUGUGACUUCCUCCAUGUGUACCAUUGUAAAUUGUGACAAUUUAUACCGGUAUACUUUUUGUGAAACUUUUAUCGUAUAACCUUUUAGUAGUCAUGAACACGACUGGAAAUUAUGACGCGCUUGUUAUAAAGCAGUUGGUCAUACAUUUUCAACAAGAAACAUUCACCACUCCGUCAUUUAAAUCGAUGGUCGAGUCUAUUCUAUUAAUUAGCAUUACCGAGUUGCGGAGUGGAUAUUAUACUUUAUUCAGUCAUUGUACAAUAUAGUUGCAUGACGAUAAUCGAGUUAACAUUAUCAAUGAUAUCCAUUUCACUAAAGCUAUAUAAUAAUCAAUAUUGAAUAAUACUUUUAGUCGUUGUUAUUACUACUAUUGUAGUGAUGGAGACUUGGUUAGGGAUAACCAUAUUGUUGUAACGUGAAGGACUGCAGAUUUUGAUAGCAACGUAUUGUCGAUCUGAUCAAUGACACGUAAAACCGUAUGAGCAAUCUAGAGUUCUGAUUGGUCCUGCUUCCUUGUCUAACCCAGCCAGUUGAGUCCAGAACACAAGUCUCAGCCUCUGAGUUAUGAAUCGUUAUAUUUCAAACAUACUCUUUUUAUAUACCAAUCAAACAAACCACAUCGUACCAUAAAAUAGAAAACAACAUUUGUACAAUAUUUAGCAAGUGAAAUAAAUAUCGACUAAUAGGAAAUGUCCAUUUAAAGCCCAAGGACACCAUUAGACUUAACAUGACAAUUAUUGGUAUAUUUUUCUGCACAUCAUAACACAUGUUUACAGAGUUCUUUGGCAGAUUGUGAAAACCAUACUUAUAAUACUUCAAUUGCAAAUUUCUCACCAGUUGUGCCUUACAUUCUGUAUGAUUCUUCCAACUCACAAUUCUAUCUUCUUAGCCUUCUGCUGCCAGACAUUCAACUUUUGACUGUUGUUAUAUACUAGUUAUGUCUGUCAACAUAAGUAGCACAAACCAUACUAUUACCAUUAUUUAUUAAUUUCUGAAAAAUUCCCAUAUUGUGAUUUAGAACAAUAUUGUUUUCGAUUAGAUCCUCAUCAGGCUUUACUCUAAUAUACAAGAACAUUUAUAUGCAUAUGCGAAGUUAUUAAACCAAUCAAGGAAGUCUAUGAGUCAAUGAUAACGGUGGAAUAGAUUACAUAAACAUAAUAAGUGAAAAGUACAAAUUGGUAGUGUGAUAAGAAUAAUAAAAGCUUAAAUCAAUGUUACAAUAAUAGGAAGUAGGUUAAUGAUUAGAAAAACAUAGACACCGAAAUAACAUUCAUAAAGAUUAUAAGAUUACGUAAUAAGAAGUGUUCAGUUAAUUGGACCGUGAAACUGUAUGUUUGAGAAAAAAAGAAAAUGGUAGGAGGGGGUGAAGAAAAAUAAACGAAGAAAGAGUAUGGAAAAUAAUAAUAAAUAAAAUCAUUUGUUAAGGCCAAGGGAGAGAUAAGGGUGUUACAGAUUCUUUAUGAACACAAAGACUUGGAUUGUUGGCUCGAAUUCCUAUAGCUUCUGCUAUGUGCAGGAGACGUUGUCGAACUCAAUAAGGAAAACUAGUGGGAAUACGAUAAAUAACUUUAAAUGACUUAUUACUGUCUACUACAUAACCACUAUCGAUCAAAUGUGAUAGAACCGAGCUGCGUAUUGCCUUGUCAAUACCUGUUCCUAACCGCGAAGGGAGGUGUUCACUAAAUCUUUGGCUCAUUUGUCUGGUAGUGCGCGCCCAAUAUAGCUUUCUCAAGAGGAGCAGCCGAGAUCGUAGAUACACAUAGAAGUGGCAUAACGAGGUAACUUAUCCUUUAGUUGAGGAAUCACCAUAGAUCGGGUCGUGUACAAUAGACAGAGGUUGGAUGCAUUAAACGUUCUCUUCACUGCUCUAGUCAGUCUAUAUCACAUAGUACAUCACCAGCUACAUCUCCAUUGAAUUGCAGCUUCAGGAAGGGAGGUUUCUUGCUAGCCGUUGAUGUAGCUAUUUUCUUGUUUGUUACGCACAAGUGUGUCUUCAGGAAACUUUGUGGAUAACCCAUUUCAGUCAACAUAUUAUGUAUGAGCUCUAAUUUCUUGUUAACAGUAUCGACCGAGCAUAUCUUUCUAGCUCUAUUUGCAAGACAUUUGACAAGGAUCCUCUUAUGAUGAAUAGGUACAAAGCUUAAGUAAUGUGCGUACUGGCUUGAUGAAGAACUUUUCCUAUGCACACUUCUAAUGACAGAACCGUUUUCUUUUCUGUUUAACAAAACGUCAAGGAAAUGUAGUUUAUUAUCUAGUUCCUCUUCACACGUAAAUUUAAUUGCUGGAUGUUUGUUGUUAAAUAGUACUGAGAGUUUUUCUUUUCCAAUUUUCUGAUAGACUAUAAUGAAAGUAUCAUCAGCAUAACGACAAUAGAAGUCAAGAUUAUCGAUAACCUUUUUGAGAGAUCCGUUUUCUAGUUUCGCGAGAAAGAAAUCAGCAAGGAUAAGACCUGGAGGUGAACCCAUCUCUAUAUCAUCAAUUUGUCUAUAAUAUGUGUUAUUAAAGACAAAAUAUGCAUUCAUUGUACAUUUCACAAGUAAUUCUUUGAGACUAACCUCGGGGAUUUCAAUAUUGAUCCGUUUUUCAAGUAGUUGUUGAGACACAAAGUCAAUAAUCUCAGUUAAUGGUACAUUGGUGAACAGGGAAGCAAUAUCUAAAGAUAUCAUCCGUUUCCCAUUUAAGUUCGUAUAUUCAGCUUUAGAAAUGAAAUCGAAAAGGUCUUUCACACUUCUUUUGACGACUAGGAUUCGAAUUAGCCACUUUGCAGUUUUAUAGUAAGGCGAAUUAUACAUAUCUAAAACUGGACAAAGAAGAAGUCCUGUCUUGUAAACUUUGGGUAAACCAUAGAGUUGUGAUGUGUUCAAUCCAGUGGGUUUAAGUUAAUCGUGUAUAGUUAGAAUAAGUAUUCCUUUACUUUAAUUAGUCAACAAUUUUUCUGCUUUCAUAUUUAUGUCUAACGUCGUUGAGUUUUUGAAAUUUAGUUCGUAUAUACAUACAAAUAUUAUUGUAUAUUAGAGUAAAUAAAGAAAGAGGGGAUUACAAUGAACAUCAUCCAAUGCUAUGCGCCUACCAACGAUUACAAUGAAGACGCUAAAGAUCAAUUCUCCGAUAGGCUGCAGUCAAUCAUCAAGAAGUGCCCAACAAAGGACCUGACCAUUCUGAUGGGGGAUUUCAAUACAUUCACAAAACCACAUGGACUUCACCGGAUCACACCACGCAAAACCAAAUAGACCAUAUCUGCAGCAACAAAAAGUUCAGGAGGACGAUCGAGGACGUGAGAACCAAGAGAGGAGCUGAUAUAGCAUCAGAUCAUCACUUGCUGGUCGCCAAGAUGAAAUUGAAACUCAAGAAGCACUGGACAACGGGGCGGACAAUAUCACAAAAGUUCAAUACGUCCAUUCUUCGGGAUACUGACAAAUUCAAUAAAUUCAAGAUAGUCCUCAGCAAUAAGUUCCAGGCCUUUCAUGAUCUACUUAAUGGAGAGGGAACUACUGUUGAGAGCAACUGGGAAGGGAUCAAAGAGGCAAUCAAUUCAACAUGUCAUUAGGUCCUGGGUCACAAGAAGCACCAUCACAAGGAAUGGAUCACUGUUGAUAUACUGGAUAAGACUCAGGAAAGAAGGAACAAGAAAGCAGCAAUCAAUACCAGUCGAACAAGAGCAUAGAAAGUUAAGGCACAAGCUGAAUAUACAGAAUUAAACAAACAAGUGAAGAGGAGCAUCAGAGCCGACAAACGUAAAUAUGUGGAAGAUCUAGCAAUGACGGCGGAAAAGGCUGCAAGAGAAGGAAACAUGAGACAACUGUAUGACAUAACAAAGAAACUGUCUGGAAAUCACCGCAAACCUGAAUGACCAGUGGAAAGCAAGGAAGGCAAGGUAAUCACCAACAUUGAAGAACAACGAAACAAGUGGGUAGAACACUUCAAAGAACUCUUGAACCGACCAGCCCCACUGAACCCACACAACAUCGAAGCAGCACUCACGGACCUCCCAAUCGAUGUUGGCCCAAUAACAAUUGAAGAAAUCAGCAUGGUCAUCAGGCAAAUCAAGAGUGGCAAAGCAGCAGGACCAGACAACAUCCCAGCAGAAGCACUGCAUGCAAAUAUAGCAGUAAAUGCGAGGAUACUCCACAUUCUCUUCAAUAAGAUUUGGGAUGAGGAACAAGUACCAAAAGACUGGAAAGAACGACUCCUGAUCAAAAUACCAAAGAAAGGCGAUCUCAGCUAGUGUGAGAAUUACAAAGGCAUCACUUUUCUCUCAAUACCGGGAAAAGUCUUCAACAGGGUAUUGUUAAACAGGAUGAAGGACUGCGUAGACGCCCAACUUCGUAACCAACAGGCAGGAUUCCGUAAGGAUAGACUGUGUACAGACCAAAUCGCAACUCUACGGAUCAUUGUGGAACAAUCAAUUGAAUGGAAUUCAUUACUCUACAUCAACUUCAUUGACUACGAGAAAGCAUUUGAUAGCGUGAAUAGGACAACACUAUGAAAGCUUCUUCUACACUACGGCGUGCCUCAGAAGAUAGUCAAUAUCAUAAGGAAUUCAUAUGAUGGAUUACACUGCAAAAUCGUGCAUGGACGACAGUUGACAAAGUCGUUCGAAAUAAAGACCGGUGUCAGGUAAGGUUUCUUACUCUCACCCUUCCUCUUUCUCCUGGUGACCGACUGGAUCAUGAAGACGUCAACAUCUGGAGGAAAACACGGGAUACGAUGGACAUCUAGGAUGCAGUUGGACGAUCUAGACUUCGCAGAUAAUCUGGCCCUUCAAUCCCAAGCGCAACAACAGAUGCGGGAGAAGACGAACAGUGUGGCAGCAGCCUCAGCAGCAGUAGGUCUCAAUAUACACAAAGGGAAAAGCAAGAUUCUCCGAUACAACACAGCAUGCACCAAUCCAAUCAAAAUUGACGGAGACGAUUUGGAAGAUGUAAAAACCUUUACGUAUUUGGGCAGCAUCAUUGAUGAACAUGGUGGAUCCGAUGCAGAUAUGAAGGCGCGGAUCGGCAAAGCAAGAGCAGCAUAUUUACAACUGAGGAACAUCUGGACCUCAAAGCAACUGUCAACCAACACCAAGGUCAGGAUUUUCAAUACAAAUGUCAAGACAGUUCUACUGUAUGGGGCAGAAACCUGGAGAACUACGAAAGCCAUCAUCCAGAAAAUACAGGUGUUUAUUAACAGUUAUCUACGCAAAAUACUUCGGAUCCGUUGGCCGGACACUAUUAGCAACAACCUACUGUGGGAGAGAACAAACCAGAUCCCAGCGGAGGAAGAAAUCAGGAAAAAGCGCUGGAAGUGGACAGGACACACAUUGAGGAAAACACCCAACUGCGUCACAAGACAAGCCCUCACAUGGAAUCCUGGAGGCCAAAGGAGGAGAGGAAGACCAAAGAACACAUUACGCCGAGAAAUGGAAAUAGACAUGAGAGAAAUGAACAAGAAUUGGAUGAAAUCAGAAAAGAAGGCCCAGGAUAGAGUGGGUUGGAGAAUGCUGGUCGGCGGCCUAUGCUCCAUUAGGAGUAACAGGUGUAAGUAAGUAAGUAAGUAAUAUUAGAGUAAAGCUUGAUGAGGACCUAAUCGAAAACAAUAUUGUUCACUUAUUGUUUCACUUGAUUUUAACGAAUAAAUUAAUAC
Schistosoma haematobium is the source of this 8571-nucleotide messenger RNA. RefSeq names its product RUN domain-containing protein 3B (gene RUNDC3B). The transcript has 8 exons. Lineage: Eukaryota; Metazoa; Platyhelminthes; Trematoda; Strigeidida; Schistosomatidae. Gene Ontology annotation, cellular component: cytoplasm. Bases 497 to 1735 code for a protein of 412 amino acids. The record is from RefSeq and is a predicted model, not a curated record.